Bubalus bubalis (water buffalo) is the source of this 472-nucleotide messenger RNA. RefSeq names its product guanine nucleotide-binding protein G(I)/G(S)/G(O) subunit gamma-5-like. Gene Ontology annotation, molecular function: G-protein beta-subunit binding. Lineage: Eukaryota; Metazoa; Chordata; Mammalia; Artiodactyla; Bovidae. The transcript has a single exon. The record is from RefSeq and is a predicted model, not a curated record. Gene Ontology annotation, biological process: G protein-coupled receptor signaling pathway. The coding region runs from base 26 to 232 and encodes 68 amino acids. Gene Ontology annotation, cellular component: heterotrimeric G-protein complex.
GAUCUGCCAUCCUUUCUAGUGUGCCAUGUCUGGUUCAUCCAGCAUCGCGGCUAUGAAAAAAGUGGUUCAACAGCUCCGGCUGGAGGCCGGGCUCAAUCGGUUGAAGGUUUCCCAGGCAGCUGCAGAUUUGAAACAGUUCUGUCUGCAGAAUGCUCAACAUGACCCUCUGCUGACUGGAGUAUCUUCAAGUACAAAUCCCUUCAGGCCCCAGAAAGUCUGUUCCUUUUUGUAGUAAGGCAAAUCUUGACAAGGUUUUCCAAACCACGUUUCAUAAACCAGUGAAUAUUCAAAGGAAAGCUAAAUUUGAAGCCUGUACAAAAGCCUCUCUGUAACGUGCCAUACUAUACAAACUUCUACUUUUGUCAGUCCUUAAUGUCUACCUCUCUGAAUAUUCAUAAUUUUCUGUUUCAUAAGGGUAAUUAUUUUAUAUACACUGAUAGCAACAUACAAUAAAAUACUUAGUAUAAAAAAA